Chanos chanos (milkfish) is the source of this 1281-nucleotide messenger RNA. It is a transcript of the gene fuz, whose product is annotated as fuzzy planar cell polarity protein. The record is from RefSeq and is a predicted model, not a curated record. Lineage: Eukaryota; Metazoa; Chordata; Actinopteri; Gonorynchiformes; Chanidae. The coding region runs from base 1 to 1281 and encodes 426 amino acids. Gene Ontology annotation, biological process: vesicle-mediated transport; non-motile cilium assembly. The transcript has a single exon.
AUGCUACAGGCUGAGACGAUCCAGAUCCUGUGCCUGACGGCCACAAGCGGGGUUCCGCUCUUCUCUCGUGGUUCCUCCAAACAGCUGCCCUUCUCUGUCAUCGGCUCUCUAAAUGGCGUCCACAUGUUCGGAGCCGGUCAGAACACGACGCUUUCUAGCUGUGAGACGGACCGGGGCGGUCGCGUCAUGUGGAGAGUGUUCCAGGAGAGCUUGAUGCUUAUUGCAGUAAGCGGCAACAGUGCGACGAGUGAAUUACAGCUGCGCCGCUUGCUGGAAAAUACCUGGAACUGCAUGGUGCUUGUGCUAGGUCUGGAGGAGCUGGGUAACUUGCGUAACGUCGAGCGCCUAAAACGGGAGCUUCGCGCCUGUUUUCGCCUAAUCGACCGUUUACUGGGACAGGACGACCAUGAGGGGAUGAUGGGAGAAUUGACCCAGUGUGCAGACUGCCUGUUAACCCCUCAGCCCACCCUGCUACAAGAAGCUUUGGAUGCUUUCACACAGGCUGCCAGCAGUGAGUUUGGCUGCUUGCUGGUCCGCGGACGAGUGGCGGCCGCAACAGAAAAGUGGUGGCGUCUGGCGCCGCAGGAGGUGGUGCUGCUGUCGGCUCUGGUGCGGUCACUCUCAGGCAUGUCCUCCUGUGAUUAUCCCAUCUAUUUACCCCAUGGCAGCCCGACUGUAGCCCACCGACUGCUCCGCUUCCAGCUCCUCCCUGGGGUAGACGUGUGCGUGCUGUGUGGACCCAGUCCAUCCCUGCACCAGGUGGAGAGCGAAUUGGUUGGCUGUUUUUGGUCACCCCUUACAGAGACUCUCCGUCGCUGCUUGGAGCAGGGGGAACGCUGUUUACCUCCGACUGUUAACCUCCACCGGUCCACACUGGCUCUGCUGCUCAUUAACCGUGAAACCCGACGCUCUGUGUCAGUCUGCGCACCACCCCGCGCCAGUCCUUCCCCCCCAGACACUGCUGUACCUCUGCUCUCCGCCAGCAAGUGUUGGGAGCUCCUACGACUCUUCUAUGUGUUUGCGGUGACUCGUUACUUUAGCAUGGAGGAGUCUUCCAGCACCCCGGCUUUGGUGGAUCCCCCCCUCCAGGAGGACUUUUCUCAGGGUUUCUCUCAUUCGCCUGUGCACUGCUACCUGGUAACGGAUGAGUGUAAGUGCUACGGCCUUCAGACCCCUCAGCAUCAGCUUUACCUGCUGAUGGAUCUGACUGUGCCCACCUUCGCCCUGCGCUCUAUUGCCACACAGACACUCUCCACCGUCACCAUGGCAAUGGGGUUUUAG